Molecule: messenger RNA, 1004 nt
Organism: Solea senegalensis (Senegalese sole)
Lineage: Eukaryota; Metazoa; Chordata; Actinopteri; Pleuronectiformes; Soleidae
Gene: lrata
Product: lecithin retinol acyltransferase a
Exons: 2
Coding region: 16-711 (231 amino acids)
Biological process (GO): retinol metabolic process
Molecular function (GO): phosphatidylcholine-retinol O-acyltransferase activity
Source: RefSeq, a predicted model, not a curated record
UGAAAGCGCCUCAGGAUGCUGCAGCUGCUCACGUUCCUGGUGGAGAAACUCUCCCUCCUCUCCAACUUCAAACUUUUUGAUUCCAGCUGGUUGGACGGAGAGGGGCAGGGGGCGCAGGGGGCGCAGCAGCGGCCCGCACAGCGCGCUGCACCGCAGAGAGGAGACCUGCUCGAAGUCGCAAGAACCCUUUUUACGCACUACGGUAUUUACCUGGGUGACAACAAAGUGGCUCAUCUGAUACCCGACAUCCUCCCCGUGCUCACAGGCGACAAGAAACUCAUCUCCUCCGUCAUAACGAACCAGAGGCUGGUCCUGGGCUGCGUGUACAGGUGCGCCACGGUGCGCGUGGACACGCUGGACGAUUUUGCGUACGGCUGCAACGUCCUGGUGAACAGCACGGAUCAGACGAUGAAAGCGCGGGCGCUGCCCAACGAAGACGUCGCCAAGAGAGCGGAGAAGCUGAUCGGAGCGGUCCCGUACAGUCUGCUGUGGAAUAACUGCGAACACUUCGUGACUCACUGCAGAUAUGGACACGCAGCCAGCCGCCAAACUGAGAAGUUCUGCGAGUGUCUGAAAUCGAUCAUCAGAGACCAGCGGAGCGUCAUUGUGACAGGACUGCUGGGAAUCAUCUCCAUUAUCUCUUUCGGUAUGGCUGCUUCAACUACAUUGCCCACAAUUCUCAUCCCCUUCACUCUGUGGAUGGCCGGUUAGAGACGUCUCAGCAAAAGAACAGAACUUUUAUCCAUCAAGCAGGACUGGACAACCUUGCACUUGUUUCAUGUGGUGCCUUUAAAAGUCUCUUUAAUGACAUGAUUUGCAUAGAAAUGUGUAGACUAUGGUGAAUGUUUUGUGGCUUUUAUUUGACUUAUAGAAAUGUGAAAUGCAUUCAAUCUCUGAGUCACUGUGAGUAUCUUAAUGUAUAAAGCAGGUCUUUUUUUGUAGUUUACUUAAUAUACUGGAAUGCUGUAAAUAUGAAAAACUGUAUAAUAAACAUCUUAUUUUUA